ACGAAACAUCUGUUUCGGUCAUUUUCUCCUUUGAGUCACUUCUGACUAGGCAUUUCUGCUCGGAGCUGCACCGAAAUACUUGUUACAGUUGAUAUUUGGGAAAAUCAAAGGAAGUACUCGCCGGCUACAGAUGGAGGCAAAUGGAGAUGACAACAUCCGCAGUGCAAGCAGCUGUCCGGUGUCUUCUCCCUCAACGAUGCUUUCAAUGGAAAACGCUCUUCGCAUCGUUCUUAGCAUCGCUCAGCGUCUACAGACCGUCACCUUGCCGCUUCAUGACACUCUUGGUAAAGUUCUAGCCGAGGACAUCCGGGCUCCUGACCCUUUACCUCCUUAUCGAGCUUCAGUUAAGGAUGGCUAUGCUGUAGUUGCUUCAGAUGGCCCUGGUGAAUAUCCCAUAAUUACUGAAUCAAGAGCUGGAAAUGAUGGCAUUGGUGUGACAGUUACUUCUGGAAAUGUUGCAUAUGUAACAACUGGAGGGCCGAUACCUAAUGGUGCCAAUGCUGUAGUGCAAGUUGAGGACACUGAACUUGUAGAAGGUGCCUUAGGUGAAUCAAAGCGAGUCAAGAUAUUGGUGCAAGCUAGACAAGGCCUUGAUAUUCGUCCUGUGGGGUGUGAUAUCGAGAAAGAUGCCAUAGUCUUAAGGUCUGGAGAACGAAUAGGCACUUCUGAGGUUGGCCUACUUGCCACAAUGGGAGUAAUGUUGGUGAAGGUAUUUCCAAAUCCAACUGUUGCAGUGCUGUCCACGGGGGAUGAGCUUGUAGAGCCGACAAAGGAGUGUCUUGGUCGUGGCCAGAUCAGGGACUCAAACCGUUCUAUGAUAAUGGCUGCUGCAGUACAGCAGGGAUGCAAAGUUCUUGACCUGGGUAUUACUCGUGAUGACGAAGAACAUCUUGAGAGGAUUUUGGAUGGUGCUAUGUCUUCUGAGAUUGACAUUCUUUUAACUUCUGGAGGUGUUUCCAUGGGUGACAGGGAUUUUGUCAAGCCUUUGCUGAAAAAGCGAGGGACAGUAUAUUUCAACAGGGUUUUGAUGAAACCUGGCAAGCCUGUAACAUUUGCUGAGCUUAUAGUAAAAUCAACAAAGGAAAAGGGAGCUAGGAAGAUUCUUGCAUUUGGUUUACCUGGAAAUCCAGUGAGCUGUCUAGUGUGUUUCCAUCUCUUUGUUGUCCCGACAAUUCGUCUCCUUUCUGGAUGGGAAAAUCCUCACCUUCUAAGAUUGAAUGCUCGCCUUGGACAGCCCAUUAAGACAGAUCCUGUCCGACCAGAAUUUCAUCGUGCAAUCAUUCGAUGGAGGGUUAAUGAUGGAUCUGGCAAUCCAGGUUUUGUUGCCGAAAGCACUGGUCAUCAGAUGAGUAGCCGGCUUCUAAGCAUGAAGUCUGCAAAUGCACUGUUGGAGUUGCCAGCAACAGGAAGUGUACUUCCUGCGGGAACUUCUGUAUCAGCCAUUGUUAUUUCUGAUAUUAGUGGCUUUCCUGUGAGUGAUAACCCUUUAGCAUUGGAGUCCAAUAUUUCCAUCCAACAUAUAUCGCAUAAACAAACAGUUGAGGAAUCACAAGCAGCUGAGGUUAGAGUAGCUGUUCUUACUGUGAGUGAUACUGUUGCAUCUGGGGCAGGGCCUGACCGGAGUGGUCCAAGGGCAGUUUCCGUAGUAAAUUCAUCAUCAGAAAGAUUGGGAGGAGCAAGGGUGGUUGCAACAGCUGUAGUUCCAGAUGAAGUAGGCAAAAUUAAAGAUGUUCUGCAGAAAUGGAGUGAUAUUGACAAAAUUGACCUUAUCCUAACUCUUGGUGGUACGGGUUUCACUCCGAGGGAUGUUACUCCUGAAGCUACAAAAAGUGUAAUAGAGAAAGAAACACCUGGUCUUCUGUUUGUGAUGAUGCAGGAGAGUCUUAAGGUAUAA
This is a messenger RNA of Nelumbo nucifera (sacred lotus), 1894 nucleotides long. Lineage: Eukaryota; Viridiplantae; Streptophyta; Magnoliopsida; Proteales; Nelumbonaceae. The record is from RefSeq and is a predicted model, not a curated record.